AUGAGCCGACUGGUAGUGCUCACGCCCGAGUCGUCGCCGGCACGCCUUUCGACCGACUCGAUUGCGCUUCUGGCGUCGCCACCGCGUCGAUCGUGUGGCCGAUGGCGACUUUUGCCCCUCUUUGCCCACGCCCAGGGCACAGCGGCGUCGAGAAGCAUUGGCACCAGCCGUCACGAUGAACCCGACAAGGCCGACGACAGCGCUCACGCGCUCCGACGGAAGCGCAAACUGGUGCUGAGCUUGAUUGCGCUGGCGCUGGUCAUUGUCGCGAUUUCACUCGCAGUGAUUUUCACGCAGGCCAACGGACGGCACACCUCGAACGGCGACCCAGAGAAUAACUUGGGCCUAGUACACACGCUUGCACCGGCGGCUGUCGAGUCGUUCACCUCGACCAUAGCACCGCAGACAUCGACGCCGCCGACAAUUGAAGCGGAUGCCUCACCGUCUCCAGCAAGCGUCGCGUUACCGGUGCCAGAAGCAUCUGCGGCGGCAACAGCGCCACCGUUUACCGUGCCCACGGAAACAAUAGUUGCAACGACCUCUGCCCCUGCACCAACGACAGUCGCGCCAACGACAAUCGCGCCAACGACAGUCGCGCCACCAACCCAACAAACACUACCGUCAACGCCGUCACCAAUCCUCACGCCGACAGAUCCCGGAGCCCCUUCUCCAUCGUCAAUAUCUCAAGCAACUCCAACGUCCACACCGACGCUCACACCGAACCCAACGCCGGGCCCCGCGAUUACCCCUACUACAGUCCCGACGCCGCCGCUGACACCAGAGCCAAGUGCUUCUCCGACUCCAACUCCAACACCACCUUCGAACCCGCCGACGACGCCAGCACCAGCUCCAUCACCGACCGCGGCCCCAACGCCGCCUUCGACCAAAGCACCAACACCAGAGCCUACUGUGUCGCCUACUGCAGCCCCAUCGUCGGCGCAAGGAUCCAUCCGUUUCGUCAACAACUGCGGUGCCAGCAUCAGCCUCUUCUACACUUUUGUCACAUCGAGUGGCAAGAGCGACCACCUCAUCCAAACCGUGAGUGCCGGUGGUACGUUCGAUGUCGUUGGCUCCUCGUUUCAGUCGUCGACGUUUCGAGUCGGGCCGAGUUCCCAGGCCACUUUGCUCGAAGUUUCGCGCAAUGACGGCAAGUUGUGGUACGAUAUCAGCGUCAUUCCGCCGGGGUGCGGCGAUGGUCUGAGCUGGGAUGCGUGCAGUCGAGGCGGCACCGUCACGGGCUACAAUAUGCCGCUCAGCGUGCGCCCGGCGCGGGUUGUGUCGCAAGCCGGCUACAACUGUGUGGAUCUCCAGUGUGCCUCGGAGCAGUGCCCAGAUGCGUAUCUCUUCCCAUCCGACAAUAUCAAGACCAAGAGUUGCAGCGUCGACGAAGUGCUCGUAGCGACGUGGUGCUGA
Messenger RNA from Saprolegnia diclina VS20, 1413 nucleotides. RefSeq lists its product as hypothetical. Bases 1 to 1413 code for a protein of 470 amino acids. Lineage: Eukaryota; Oomycota; Saprolegniomycetes; Saprolegniales; Saprolegniaceae. The transcript has 3 exons. The record is from RefSeq and is a predicted model, not a curated record.